CUUCAGUCUGAAGCCUUAUGUAGGUCAGGCUCGGCUUAACCAGAUUUCACGAACCUGCGUCAGCUUAAGCUGAAGGAAUUUUAAUAAACCCUCCCCUGUAGGCGUGGGCCUAAAUGAGACAAGCCUAGUUAAGCCUGAUCUUUUUUCUGUUUGUGAAAAAGAGCUGAGCAGAGCUAGGAUCUGUGUGGUGGUUUCAGGAACUGCUGCUUCUUCAGGCUGGAGAGGACGAUGGUUGGGAAGGCCAGAUCCUCGAAUUUCACUUUGUCUGAAAAGCUCGAUUUGCUGAAACUUGUCAAGCCAUAUGUUAACAUUCUCGAGGAACACACCAACAAACAUUCAGUCAUAGUGGAAAAAAACAAGUGCUGGGACAUCAUAGCUGAUAACUACAAUGCCAUUGGAGUUGACCGCCCUCCUCGCACUGCCCAGGGCCUGCGCACACUAUACAAAAGGCUCAAGGAAUAUGCCAAGCAAGAACUCCUACAGCAAAAGGAGACCCUUUGUGACUACAAAAGCUACAUCUCUGAACCGACUAAGAAAGUUGUGGAAAUGAUCCCCCAGAUUUCCACUGUGUGUUUGAGAGAGAGGAAUAAUCUGCCAUGUGCUACCCUGGUAAAAGAAACCGUUGCUACUACAAGCUCUCCACAGCUAGUGUUGGAGCCCCAUCCUGCUGCUAUCACACUGGAGCUGGAUCAAGAAGAAGAGGACGUCAAGCCACCACCUUCACUGAUAGUUGAAUUGCAAACACAGGAGAACUUGGAACAAAGAGAACAGCAACAUAUGGUCCAUGUCAUGGAGAGAUCUCCAUCAACUUCCCUGUCUUCUGUGGAUAUAAGAAUGCUAUCUCCAUCGCCUAUCCCCAGACGAGAUGAGUUUUUCAGGCUCGAAAGUGGAGAACGAUUUAGGCCAGCAUGUGGAGGGUAUGAUCCACAAAUGUUGCAAAUGCUAAAAGAAGAACAUCACAUAAUUUUGGAAAAUCAGAGGAAAAUUGGGCUCUAUAUCCAAGAAAAAAGGGAUGGGUUGAAAAGGAGGCAACAGCUGGAAGAAGAGCUUUUGAGAGCAAAAAUUAAAGUGGAAAAAUUAAAGGCAAUACGGUUACGUCGUGAUCUUCCUGAAUUCAACAGUCUUUGAAUAUAAAGCAAUUCUGCUGCAUAAAACCAUGGUUAUUUUAUAUUUGAUUAGAAAAGAUCACUUACU
Messenger RNA from Python bivittatus (Burmese python), 1194 nucleotides. RefSeq names its product fibrinogen silencer binding protein (gene FSBP). Gene Ontology annotation, cellular component: nucleus. NCBI's taxonomy places the organism in Eukaryota, Metazoa, Chordata, Lepidosauria, Squamata, Pythonidae. The record is from RefSeq and is a predicted model, not a curated record.